Fonsecaea nubica is the source of this 555-nucleotide messenger RNA. Its product is annotated as dolichyl-phosphate beta-glucosyltransferase. Lineage: Eukaryota; Fungi; Ascomycota; Eurotiomycetes; Chaetothyriales; Herpotrichiellaceae. Gene Ontology annotation, molecular function: nucleic acid binding. The record is from RefSeq and is a predicted model, not a curated record. Bases 1 to 555 code for a protein of 184 amino acids. The transcript has a single exon.
AUGCUGUGGGACAAGAAGACGGAGUCGAUCGUGAGCAAGGAAAGCAGCGAGAUUAUCCGCAUGUUGUACACGGAGUGCGACCAACACGCCGGCGCUUCCACUCCCUCCUCUGCCCGCUGUUCCUGGAGCUCUUCUAGUCACAUCUCCAACGCCGGCUUCCAGCAACCCUUCACCACCACAGUCUCCGCGACAGGGGACUCAGAGCUGAUCCGGUUGACGGGGGUAGACUUCUUCAGCGGCGCUGUGCUGAUUGAAAAGCUCGUCGCGCCCGCCGUGGCCAUGACGCACUACAACACGCGCUUCUCUGGCGUGACCGCUGCGGAUAUGCGCGAGGUCGCGAACCGGGAAAGUCUCGGGUCUCUGGAAAAGCGACAUCGCGACAAAGUUGCAGUGCCAACGCCCCGAUUCUCUGUUGUUGCUAGUGACGAAGCUGUGGGCUCCAAUUCUUCAUGGCUCAUAGGCUUGCCAUUGAUGGUCCCAUUGUGGCACACUUCUGGAUUGGAAACCGAUUGCGACAGAUUUAGUAUCUCGCUCAUUUGGUACCCUCAUUUCUGA